Messenger RNA from Colletotrichum karsti, 1641 nucleotides. RefSeq lists its product as uncharacterized. NCBI's taxonomy places the organism in Eukaryota, Fungi, Ascomycota, Sordariomycetes, Glomerellales, Glomerellaceae. The coding region runs from base 1 to 1641 and encodes 546 amino acids. The record is from RefSeq and is a predicted model, not a curated record. The transcript is spliced from 2 exons.
AUGGCUCCAACGCGUAUCGCCCAAGGCCUUGCUUCUGCUGGUGGCACCUAUUUUGCUCUUUUCGGGCCUGCUGUUCAUGGUCAUCAGAGUCGUGGGAAGAGUUCGGCCGCAAAAGCCUCGAAGAAUGAGAACAACCUCGCGCCCCUCCCUGCGAUAGAGAAGGGCGGUCCCCGCCGUCUGCGAGUCAUCGUUCCAGCGGAUGGGCCGUCGCCAGAUCUCUGCAAAAUGCUCAUGUCCGCGCUUGUGUCCGAAUACCCCAGCCCAGUCAUUGUCAACUGGGGCCGCGACUUUCAUAAAAGUCCUGGCUGGUUCGGGGGCUCCCACCUCGGAAAGAUUGAUGGCACACUGGAGUUUCUUGAUGCGAUCACUUCAGACAGGGCACCUAAAGACGAGCGACUCGGUGCAGAUGACCUCGUUCUUGUGGUUGAUGCCUACGACUUGUGGUUCCAGCUGCCGCCCUCUCUGCUUGUUCGCAGGUACAUGGCUCAAAACCACGCUGCAGACCAACGCAUCCUCAAGGAAUGGGGUGUGAGCUCAAACUCCUGGUUUUCUUCAACCUCCAACAAAACGGACUUCAUCCCGCGACAAUCCAUUAUCAUCUCGACCCAGAAGAAGUGCUGGCCUGACCCUACGCUCGGCGCUGAUCCCCACUGCGAUGAGCUGCCAGAGUCGUCGGCACGGGAAGACCUUUACGGCCCGCACACGGACGAGGACCCCGAGCAAUUCCACGACGUCCGCCCGCGCUACGUCAACAGUGGCAGCUUCAUGGGUCCUGUUGGCGAUAUGCGUCGCAUGCUUCGCCGAGCUCAGGAGAAGGUCGAUGAGAAGCGCGCGGCUGGUGUCGAUAUAUUCAGUGAUCAAGGUAUCUUUGCGGAGAUGUUUGGAGAGCAGGAGAUGUGGCGUGCGUCUAAGCGACAAUAUCGAGCCUCAGCGAAGGAAGACCCAUCCAGAAUCUCCGAAAUCGAGCUUGAAGCCGAUCGCUUUGAGUAUGGCAUCGGUCUGGACUACAUCCAAGACCUCUUUACGCCGACUGUCUUUGAGGAAGACGACGGUGAAUACGUCGUUCUCAGCAACGAAACAGCUCUUCUCAAAGCGGCUGAAGACCGGGUCAUCAUCCCUCCUCGGGUCCAUGGUGUACCGGAGGAUAUACUGGGUGUCAGAAACCCCAUCUCAGGAGCCGGAGUCGACACUGAAAUGGAGUGGUCUGAGAUGCCGCUCUACACGGACUUUUGGAGUACGUCCGUUCCAGUUAUUGUACAUCACAACGCCCACCGCAAUGGCCUAAAAGACCACAGGCUGUCGGAAUGGUGGAAAAGAACGUGGUUUUUCCCGCACCUGCGACGACUGCUUGAGAUCCAAGGGCAACCCAAGAAUCCGAAGCCUCUGCUUAAGAUCGCCGGCCAGCAUGGCGCCGAAGAUCUCGUUUACUGGGCACCUCAGGCGGAUGAAAACAAGAGAAAGACUCGCAUCUUUAACAACGAGAAAUUGAAGGAGGAGGGCCUUCCUGAGUCGGACUGGAAUAGUUUGUGCAUCAAUGAAGGCCAUGAGGAGUGGUGGAAGGAGAUGUUCCAGGAUGGCAAGGGGCCUCUUGAUAAGGAACAUGUUGACGAGGAGCCCGUUGACGAGAAACCCCAAGAGUGA